AUGUUCAGCGCAUUGAAAAGAUUGGCAAUUUUUGAGACCUUUGCGAGCCAUCGAUCAGCCCAGAUGACCACUUCAAGCUCGAGCUCAAACCAUGGCCAAUAUCGGGAACAAGUAGAGGCCCAAUUGAGAGAAAACCGGGAACGUUUGGAAGCAUUGACGCAUGAAGGAUCGCAGAUCGGCUUCCAAGUUGAUCCUAAGGACAUUCCCAAAGCAAAUCCAAAUUUGAAGGUGUUUUUUUUCGAUAUUGAUAACUGUCUUUACAAGAGAUCGACUAAAAUCCAUGAUUUAAUGCAAGUAUCAAUUCACAGUUAUUUCAAAAAUGAGCUUCAAUUGGAUGACAACGAGGCCCACAGAUUGCGUGAGACUUACUAUAGGGAAUACGGCCUGGCAAUUCGCGGCCUGGUGAAGCAUCAUGAUAUCGAGGCCCUUGAAUAUAACAAAAUGGUAGACGAUGCGCUGCCUCUGCACGAUAUACUGAAGCCUGAUCCGGCCUUGCGGGAAAUGCUGAUAAAACUAAGGAAAUCGAAAAAGGUGGACAAGAUGUGGUUGUUCACCAAUGCCUACAAAAAUCACGGGCUCCGCUGCGUUAGACUUCUGGGAGUAGCAGAUCUUUUCGAUGGCAUCACAUACUGUGACUACUCACAGAGGGACAAUCUGAUUUGCAAACCAGACCCUCAGGCAUUUGAACGAGCCAAACUGCAGAGCGGUUUGGGCGAUUACAAGAACGCUUGGUUUGUCGAUGACAGCGGUAGUAAUAUUAAAACUGCGAUAUCAUUGGGCUUCAAGAAAAGCAUACACUUGAUAGAAGACGAAGUGGACGAAAUGUUGGGCAAAAAUCCAGAGGGCUCACUAAUCAUCCAGACCAUUGAAGAUUUGCCGCAGGCCGCGCCGGAAUUGUUUUCAUAG
Molecule: messenger RNA, 906 nt
Organism: Lachancea sp. 'fantastica'
Lineage: Eukaryota; Fungi; Ascomycota; Saccharomycetes; Saccharomycetales; Saccharomycetaceae
Source: the annotation of a GenBank genome assembly